GUAUUCAAGUACAGGAAUGAAGAAUUUAAAAUUCCCGACUACAUAGUUUUUCUACGUAUAUUCAAAAUUCAAAAUUCAAAAACUUGUGUCUAGUAUCAUCCUCGGCAGCGGGCACCAAACGGGUGAAAAAUACAUGAGAAAUUCUGCGUUAUAAUUUAGCUAAACAAAAAUGAAUUGGGCGAUGUAGGAAUUUCUUGUUUGCAAAAAUGGCGGCUGGAGCUAUUAAACCACUGCAAUUUGUUCGCAAGCCAGACCUUACAGCACCCGAUUUUUGGGAUGAAUUUCUGCAUUAAGCUCAUCUCUAUGGACAACUGCUUGCACUUUAUACAGAAGGUUUGUAAAGAAAGGACAAAGGAAGAAAUAGAUGCCCCGCACUGGACAGAUUUGGCUCUGGAGGGAAACCUUAAUGCUCACGACAGGGAUGACACGUGGUUCCACACUGAGCAUUUGUUUCAUCAACAUUCUUUUCAAGACCUUGUUUCUUCUUCUUCAUUGGGUUUCAAAGUGAAAGGCAAGGUGUCAAAUUCAGUCUAUUUGUCUCCUACUGAUGUGCACUCGGUUACCAAAUCAAGGGUUAGGACACAUGAGAACCCAGCUCAGCCAAUGAAAAAGGGGAGGAGCGUUCCUUUUAAAUUACCAGAUUCAAAGAGUCCAUUCAACUGCAAACUAAGGCAUCUCGGAGAAAAUACAUCAUGUAUGUCAAAAGAUGAGGGAAACUUGCACCCAAAUCCUCGCUUAUCUAAGCCUAAUAGUGACUCCAGCACAAAUUUCUCCAGUUCAGGGUCUACAAGCAGCAAGAAUGAAUUAAAUGAUUGCGCACAUGUAUUAAACAACAUACAUAAACAAACUGAACCAUCAAUAAUUGCUGAGCUUAAAGCCACAAUGCCUAGAACAACUGGUCUUCUAGCAGCACUUAAAUCACGUAAUCUGAAAAGAAGCCAUGGAGCUCUUCCAGCAGUAAGAGUUGAAUUUAAAGAUGAGCAGAAAUCAACAGAUGCAGGAGCCUCUACCAUUCAGUGUGGGACUGAAUCUUUGCCAGACAAUAACAGGAAAACAUCAUGUAAUAGAAAAUUGCAAAAGGCCAACAAUGAGAUGAAAACAAUCCGUGUAAGAAAGCAAACUGGAUAUUGCAUUGUAUCUCCUACUGGGAAUGGAAAGACAAAGCUGAAUGUUGGAUCAUUUGGUACAUUUGAAGCAUCAAAUACAAUGAAUAAAAAAGAAAGGACCUCAGCAAAAUUGGAAGUAAUGACCUUAACUGCGAAAAUCCAACACGGACAAUCAAUCAAGGGAUCUAGAAGACCUUUGCAGGAGAUUACUAAUGUAGGCAUGCCGCAAUUCCAAUGCCAGGGAUCUGCUGCUUUUGAGAAAGAAAACACAAAUUUAGCCACAGCUCCACACCAUAAAGUCAGCAUGGAAGGGGAAAAGAAGACAACUCGUGGUUAUUUAGUUCAAGCAAAAGUAAGAGACACAUCACAACCAAGGGUGAAAGCAAACCAGACUCGAUUGGUUAGGAAAGUGAGAAAGGGACCAUGACCUUUAUUCAACAUAAUAGAUAUCCAAUUCAUAUUUUCAUGUAGAAUGCAAUUUCUGAAACAUCUUGUCUAUAUUCAAAGACAGGAAAACAGAGAUUUGGAUUUGGUCUAAAAUUCAAACUCAGAGUUAAGGGUAAGAUGUAAUUUGUAGUAUUGCAGGUAUGAUCUAGUAUACUAUAAACUACCAUUACAUUUCCAGAGACGUCCUCAAACUGGAGACAGUUGUAGUUGAUCAUAGUGCUGUCAGAUUUUAUCUAAUCUUAUGAUCCAUUGCAGUCGAAAAAGUAAUCUGCACAUGUAACUCCUGCUCAAGCUCGUCUCUGAGAGAGAGGGUGAUACUCGUUACCAGUUGAUUUCCUAUGUAUCUUGUGACCUUAUGCUCGAGCAAUCUUCUGUAAUAUAAUUAGGAUCAUUUCUCUGAUGGGAAGAUGAGUCUUAAAGUAAUUUCACAUAUUUUUAAAUAUUCGAAGUAGUAGUGUUAUAAUGUUCUAUGUGAUCUGACACUGAAUUGAUGAAAAAUCUACCGGAAAGAUGUAAUAUAUGAUGUAUUUUAAAUCCGUAUAAAAAGAGUUGACCUUUCUUGUAUUGUUAAAUCCCAAAAUUCAACUAUGGUGUUAGAGACAUCGACUUGUA
Cryptomeria japonica (Japanese cedar) is the source of this 2165-nucleotide messenger RNA. RefSeq lists its product as uncharacterized. Lineage: Eukaryota; Viridiplantae; Streptophyta; Pinopsida; Cupressales; Cupressaceae. The transcript has 9 exons. The coding region runs from base 277 to 1533 and encodes 418 amino acids. The record is from RefSeq and is a predicted model, not a curated record.